Molecule: messenger RNA, 3689 nt
Organism: Sarcophilus harrisii (Tasmanian devil)
Lineage: Eukaryota; Metazoa; Chordata; Mammalia; Dasyuromorphia; Dasyuridae
Gene: HIP1R
Product: huntingtin interacting protein 1 related
Exons: 31
Coding region: 106-3300 (1064 amino acids)
Biological process (GO): clathrin coat assembly; endocytosis; actin filament organization
Cellular component (GO): actin cortical patch; clathrin-coated vesicle
Molecular function (GO): phosphatidylinositol-3,4-bisphosphate binding; actin filament binding; phosphatidylinositol-3,5-bisphosphate binding
Source: RefSeq, a predicted model, not a curated record
GGGGGGCCUGCGGGUGACGCGCUCGCUCAGUCGCGCUGGGCUCGGGGCCGGGGCGGACGGGCCGUUCCGGGUGCGCGGCGCUGGCGGACCUCGCCGGCGGGGAGGAUGAACACCAUCAAGAACGUGCCGGCGCGGGUGCUGAGCCGCAGGCCGGGCCACAGCCUGGAGGCCGAGCGGGAGCAGUUCGACAAGACGCAGGCGAUCAGCAUCAGCAAAGCCAUCAACACCCAGGAAGCUCCAGUGAAAGAAAAGCAUGCUCGCCGCAUCAUUCUGGGCACACACCAUGAGAAGGGGGCCUUUACCUUUUGGUCCUAUGCCAUCGGCCUGCCCCUUCCCAGCAGCUCCAUCCUCAGCUGGAAGUUCUGCCAUGUUCUCCACAAAGUCCUCCGUGACGGACACCCCAAUGUUCUCCACGAUUGCCAAAGGUACCGGAGCAACAUUCGGGAGAUUGGGGACCUGUGGAGUCACCUCCAUGAUCGCUAUGGACACCUUGUGACCAUUUACACCAAGCUUCUGCUGACCAAAAUCUCCUUCCAUCUCAAGCAUCCACAAUUUCCCCCAGGCCUGGAGGUGACUGAUGAGGUUCUGGAAAAAGCGGCUGGGACGGAUGUCAACAACAUCUUCCAGCUCACCGUGGAGAUGUUUGAUUACAUGGACUGCGAGCUGAAACUCUCGGAAUCAGUCUUCCGACAGCUCAACACGGCCAUCGCUGUGUCCCAGAUGGCGUCGGGCCAGUGCCGCCUGGCGCCCCUCAUCCAGGUGAUCCAGGACUGCAGCCACCUCUACCACUACACCGUCAAGCUCAUGUUCAAACUUCACUCCUGUCUGCCAGCCGACACACUACAGGGACACCGGGAUCGUUUCCAUGAGCAGUUUCACAGCCUCAGAAACUUCUUUCGAAGAGCCUCAGACAUGCUUUACUUCAAGCGCCUCAUCCAAAUUCCACGACUGCCAGAGGGUCCUCCCAAUUUUCUGCGGGCCUCCGCUCUGGCCGAGCACAUCAAGCCGGUGGUGGUGAUCCCCGAGGAAGCCCCCGAGGAUGAGGAACCGGAAAACCUCAUUGAGAUCAGCACCGGCCCCCCGGCUGGAGAGCCCCCGAUGGUGGCCGAUCUCUUCGAGCAGACCUUCGGGCCCCCCAAUGGCACCCUCAAGGACGACAGGGACAUCCAAAUUGAGAACCUGAAGAGAGAGGUUGAGAUGCUCCGAGCUGAACUGGACAAGAUCAAGCUGGAGGCCCAGAGGUACAUCACGCAGCUGAAGGGCCAGGUGAACGGGCUGGAGGCCGAGCUGGAGGAGCAGCGCAAGCAGAAGCAGAAGGCCCUGGUGGACAAUGAGCAGCUGAGGGAUGAGCUGGAACAGCUGAGGAAGGCCAGGCUGGAGCAUGAGCGGGCGCAGGCCCUCUACCAGGAGGCUGAGAAGAAGGCCUGUGCAACCGAGGCACGGUACAGCAAGCUGAAGGAGAAACACAGCGAGCUCAUCAACACUCACGCUGAGCUACUCAGGAAGAACGCAGACACGGCUAAGCAGCUGACCGUGACCCAGCAGAGCCAGGAGGAGGUAGCCCGGGUGAAGGAACAGCUGGCCUUCCAGAUGGAGCAAGCGAAGCGCGAGUCGGAGAUGAAGGUAUCCAUCUCCCUCCCACGCUCUCCUGGGGACCCUCAGACCAAGAGGGAGCGGGGCCAAGCCAGAUUACCGCCCUGGGAGCCCCAUGGGUCCGAGCUGAGCUCCAAGCUGGAUGCCCUUCACUCGGAGAAGGAGUCCCUGAGCAGCACCGUAAGGGAGCGGGAGGCCGAGCUGCAUUCCGUACAGAGCCUGGUGCAGGAGAAGGAGGCCGCCCUGAGCCGGGAGCAAGAGCGGAGCAGCCGGGAGAUCGGCGAGCUGCAGGGCAAGCUGGCAGAGAAGGAGGCCCAGCACCAGGGGCUGCAGCAGAGACUGUUGGACGAGCAGCUGUCCGUGCUUCAGGGCGCCGUGGCCGAGGCAGAGAACACCGUGAGGGAUGCUGUGAGCAAGCUGGAUGACCCCCUGCAUCUGCGCUGUACCAGUUCUCCAGAUUACUUGGUGAGCCGAGCCCAGGCCGCCUUGGACGCCUUGAGCGCCCUGGAGAAGGGGCAGAUGAAGUACGUGGCCUCCAUGACCGACUCCUCUGCACUGGUAGCAGCGCUGGCCCAGUUUUCUCACCUGGCCGCAGACACCAUCAUCAACGGGAGCGCCACCUCGCACCUGGCUCCCACGGACCACGCCGACCGAUUGACCGACACGUGCAGGGAGUGCGGGGCCCGGACCCUGGAGUACUUGGGGCUGCUCAAGGACAGGCAGUCUCUGCCACAGGCCGACGCCAGCCAGAUGAGGGGCCCUCUGCAGGGCAUCCUCCAGCUCGGGCAGGAGCUCAAGCCCAAAAGCCUGGACGUGCGGCAAGAAGAGCUCGGGGAUCUGGUGGACAAAGAGAUGGCCGCCACAUCGGCCGCCAUUGAAAACGCCGUUCGGCGGAUUGAGGAUAUGAUGAACCAGGCCCGUCACGAGAGCUCGGGUGUGAAGCUAGAAGUGAAUGAGAGGAUUCUCAACUCCUGCACUGACCUCAUGAAGGCAAUCCGGCUGCUAGUGAUGACAUCUACCAGCCUGCAGAAGGAGAUCGUGGAGAGUGGGAGGGGGGCGGCCUCCCAGCAGGAAUUCUACGCCAAGAACUCGCGCUGGACGGAAGGCCUCAUCUCAGCAUCCAAGGCCGUGGGCUGGGGAGCCACCCAGCUGGUGGAGUCGGCUGACAAGGUGGUCCUGCACACAGGGAAAUACGAGGAGCUUAUUGUCUGUUCCCACGAGAUCGCAGCCAGCACGGCCCAGUUGGUGGCCGCCUCCAAGGUGAAAGCUGACAAGCACAGUAGGAAUCUGAGCAGGCUUCAGGAGUGCUCCCGGUCCGUGAACGAAAUGGCCGCCAAUGUGGUGGCCUCCACCAAGUCAGGCCAGGAGCAGAUUGAGGACAAAGACACCAUGGAUUUCUCGGGCAUGUCAUUGAUCAAGCUGAAGAAGGAAGAAAUGGAGACCCAGGUGAAGGUGCUGGAGCUGGAGAAGACGCUGGAGAAUGAGCGGAUGCGACUGGGGGAGCUCCGGAAGAGGCACUAUGCCCUGGCGGGGGGGGUGGACCAGUCCCCCGAGGAGGAGCAGCAGCUCGGCCGCCCUGUGGCCAGCCCCCGCCGGGGCAUCCUGAAGAAGCCCCCACUCGCUCAGAAGCCCACCCUGGUGCCCAAGCAGGACUGCCAGCUCGAGAAGGAGGAUGGCGUCUACCAGGCCCAGCUCAUGAACUCCUAAGAGUGCUCAGCUCUGGCUUUGAAGAGAAAUGAGGCUGGGGGACCCUUCCUGGCCCCAGGGCAAACGGGAAGGCUCCCUCCUAGCUCCCCUUUACCCAGACGGCCAAGGAGACAUCCCCCAGACCCAGCUCUGCAGGGCUUGGGGCGGGGAAGGAGUGGACUCCAAAGCCAGGAGAUAUCUGUGUUUUAAACAGAUCACAGCUGGAUUUCCACCCCUGGUUUGCUGUAGCAUCUUCUCCACCCCUGGUGGCCCAGAAGCCCUGCAGAGCCGCUUACUUCAUGGGCCCCCUCAAGCAGAGGGUGGGAGGCAAACCGAGGGCUUUGUGGCUCUCGGGCCCGCGAAUGGCUGAGACGUGCCGGACAGUGCUCCACCCUCGCUGUGAUUAUUUA